UAUAAAUGGAAAGUAUGGAGAUAACUCCUUCACGUUGCCUAGUCACAAUCUCACAGUUAUUCAACUCAAAGGAAAUCAGCAAGAAAGAAAAGUUAACGCUGAAAUACCUAGUUUUCCUAGAAUACACUGAAGUCUUCCAGUUGUUCGAGAAUGCUAUUAACGACAAGAUCACACACAAGGCUUUGGUAGAAGAACUUAAGAAAGUAGCAAGCUAUAUGACCAUGGACAGGAUCGAAGUGUUAUAAAAGAUAAGUAUCAUGAUGAAGAAGCCCUAGCUGGCAGCCCUGACAUCAGGAAGAUUAAAAGGAAGGCCCAACAGAAGAAGAAACAGAUUGUCGAAGGCAACUCUCCUAAGGAUAUGAUGUCCCCGAUGAGCACAACAAUGAUUAAGAUUAAAAGGAAAAAUGAUAAAAAUUCUAAUAAAAACUCAAGUAAUUUCUCAUUGAGAUCUGGUAAUUUCGAGCAUAAAAGAGGAACCAGUUAUAACGCUGAUAUGAAUAAUGGCAGCGUGGGCAGUUUAGGAGGUCUAGCUCCCUGAAAUAUCGGAAACAGCCCUGAAUUUACAAAAUCUAAUUUGAAAGAAGUCAUACAGAAGACGAGACUUAAUAAAGGUGCUAAUACAAAUUCUUAGUGUUAGCUU
Messenger RNA from Moneuplotes crassus, 640 nucleotides. Lineage: Eukaryota; Ciliophora; Spirotrichea; Euplotida; Euplotidae. The record is from the annotation of a GenBank genome assembly.